AUGUCAACAGCAACAUCAUCAACAACUACUACAAAACAAGAUCCAGCAUCAUUACAUAAUCCAUAUUUUUUUCAAAAACCAGGUCAAAAAGAUAUUUGGUCAUUAAUUAAUGAAACUGCAGCUCAAGCACAAGAAGAAAAUCCCACUACAAAGAUUAUAAAUUUAGGUCAAGGAUUUUUUUCAUAUAAUCCACCAGAAUUUGCUAUUUCAGCAGUUGAAGAUGCUUUAAAAAAACCUCAAUUCAAUCAAUAUGCUCAUGCAAGAGGUAAUCCAAAUUUAUUAAAAGAAAUUUCAAAACAUUAUAGUAAAAGUUAUGGUCGUGAAGUUCCCGUGGAAGAAAUUCAAAUUACAACAGGAGCAAAUGAAGGAAUGUUUGCAAUAUUUUUUGGAUAUUUAACUCCUGGUGAUGAAGUUAUUGUAUUUGAACCAUUUUUUGAUCAAUAUAUUCCAAAUAUAGAAAUGACUGGAGCAAAAAUUAAAUAUGUUGAAAUAAAAUACCCUGAAAAAUUAAAUAAUCAAAAUGUUAAUGGAAAUGAUUGGGAAAUUGAUUGGGAUACAUUAGAAAAAUCAAUAAAUGACAAAACUAAAAUGAUUGUUAUAAAUACUCCCCAUAAUCCAAUUGGUAAAAUUUUUACAAAAGAAGAAUUACAUAGAAUUGGGGAAAUUGUUAUAAAAAAUAAUUUGAUAUUAGUAAGUGAUGAAGUUUAUGAAAAUUUAUAUUAUACUAGUGAAUUUCCAAGACCUGCAACAUUAGAUUCAUUACCUGAAUUAAGAGAAAGAACAUUAACUGUAGGAUCAGCUGGUAAAUCAUUUGCUGCUACAGGUUGGAGAGUUGGUUAUAUUCAAGGUCCAGCUCCUUUAAUAAAAUAUGUUACUGCUGCUCAUACAAGAAUUUGUUUUUCAACUCCUGCACCAUUACAACAAGCUGUUUCACAAGCUUUUUCAAAAGUUGAAGAAUUAAAUUAUUUUGAAAAUGUUAGAAAUGAUUAUAAAAAAAAAUAUAAAAUUUUUACCGCUGUAUUUGAUGAAUUAAAUUUACCAUAUACGAUUAGUGAUGGAGGAUAUUUUUUAUUAGUUAAUUUAUCAAAAUUAAAAAUUCCAAAAGACUACGAGUAUCCUCAAUCUAUAUUAGAUAGAAAAACUUUAGAUUUUAAAUUAGCUUAUUGGUUAAUUAAAGAAAUUGGAGUUGUGGGAAUUCCACCAACUGAAUUUUUAAUUGAAGAAAAUAGAUUAGGUAAUGGAAUUGAAAAUUGUAUAAGAUUUGCUGUUUGUAAAGAUGAUGAAAUUUUAGAAGAAGCAGUAGAGAAAUUAAAAAAUUUAAAAAAUUAUUUAUAG
Lodderomyces pseudojiufengensis is the source of this 1335-nucleotide messenger RNA. RefSeq names its product kynurenine--oxoglutarate transaminase. Gene Ontology annotation, molecular function: pyridoxal phosphate binding; L-kynurenine:2-oxoglutarate transaminase activity. The transcript has a single exon. NCBI's taxonomy places the organism in Eukaryota, Fungi, Ascomycota, Pichiomycetes, Serinales, Debaryomycetaceae. The record is from RefSeq and is a predicted model, not a curated record. Bases 1 to 1335 code for a protein of 444 amino acids. Gene Ontology annotation, cellular component: mitochondrion; cytoplasm. Gene Ontology annotation, biological process: biosynthetic process.